GGGAGCGAGCGGAGCGGCGUCGCCGGAGCCCAGCCGCGCCGCCGGCCCGCCAGCCCGCCCGCCCGCGCUCCAGUCCGCCGUGUCUAGCAGCGGGGCCCAGCAUGGUCAUGGCGGAUGGCCCGAAGCACUUGCAGCGCGGGCCGGUCCGGGUGGGGUUCUACGACAUCGAGGGCACGCUGGGCAAGGGUAACUUCGCUGUGGUGAAGCUGGGGCGGCACCGGAUCACCAAGACGGAGGUGGCGAUAAAAAUAAUUGAUAAAUCUCAGCUGGAUGCAGUGAACCUUGAGAAAAUCUACCGAGAAGUACAAAUAAUGAAAAUGUUAGACCACCCACACAUCAUCAAACUUUAUCAGGUAAUGGAGACCAAAAAUAUGUUGUACCUUGUGACAGAAUAUGCCAAAAAUGGAGAAAUUUUUGACUACCUUGCUAACCAUGGCCGGUUAAAUGAGUCUGAGGCCAGGCGCAAAUUCUGGCAAAUCCUGUCUGCUGUUGAUUAUUGUCAUGGUCGGAAGAUUGUGCACCGUGAUCUCAAAGCUGAAAAUCUCCUGCUGGAUAGCAACAUGAACAUCAAGCUAGCAGAUUUCGGUUUUGGAAAUUUCUUUAAAAGUGGUGAACUGCUGGCAACAUGGUGUGGCAGCCCCCCUUAUGCAGCCCCAGAAGUCUUUGAAGGGCAGCAGUAUGAAGGACCACAGCUGGAUAUUUGGAGCAUGGGAGUUGUUCUUUACGUCCUUGUCUGUGGAGCUCUGCCUUUUGAUGGACCGACUCUUCCAAUUUUGAGGCAGAGAGUUUUAGAGGGAAGAUUCCGGAUUCCGUAUUUCAUGUCAGAAGAUUGUGAGCACCUUAUUCGAAGGAUGUUGGUCCUAGAUCCGUCCAAACGGCUAACUAUAGCUCAAAUCAAGGAGCAUAAAUGGAUGCUCAUAGAAGUUCCUGUACAGAGACCUGUUCUCUAUCCACAAGGGCAAGAAAACGAGCCAUCCAUUGGGGAAUUUAAUGAACAGGUUCUGCGAUUGAUGCACAGCCUUGGAAUAGAUCAGCAAAAAACCAUUGAGUCUUUGCAGAACAAGAGCUAUAACCACUUUGCUGCCAUUUAUUACUUGUUGGUGGAGCGCCUGAAAUCACAUCGGAGCAGUUUUCCUGUGGAGCAGAGACUCGAUGCCCGCCAGCGGCGGCCUAGCACGGUGGCUGAACAAACAGUUGCCAAGGCUCAAACUGUGGGGCUCCCCGUGACCAUUCAUUCACCGAACGUGCGGCUGAUGCGAUCUGCCCUCCUCCCACAGGCGUCCAAUAUGGAGGCCUUUUCAUUCCCGGCAUCCGGCUGCCAGGCAGAAGCAGCAUUUAUGGAAGAAGAGUGUGUCGACACACCAAAGGUAAAUGGCUGUCUGCUGGACCCCGUGCCUCCUGUCCUAGUGAGGAAGGGGUGCCAGUCGUUGCCCAGCAACAUGAUGGAGACCUCCAUCGAUGAGGGGCUGGAGACAGAGGGAGAGGCUGAGGAAGACCCCAGCCAGGCCUUUGAUGCGUUCCAGUCCACACGCAGUGGGCAGAGACGCCACACUCUGUCGGAAGUCACCAACCAGCUAGUCGUGGUGCCUGGUUCAGGGAAAAUUUUCUCCAUGAGUGACAACCCAUCCCUUGACAGUGUGGACUCUGAGUAUGAUAUGGGGUCUGUUCAGAGGGACCUGAACUUUCUGGAAGACAACCCUUCCCUGAAGGACAUCAUGUUAGCCAACCAGCCCUCCCCACGCAUGACAUCUCCCUUCAUCAGUCUGAGACCUGCCAACCCGGCCAUGCAGGCUUUGAGCUCCCAGAAGCGAGAGGCCCACAACAGGUCACCAGUGAGCUUCAGAGAGGGCCGCAGGGCGUCAGAUACCUCCCUCACCCAAGGAAUUGUGGCAUUUAGACAACAUCUUCAGAAUCUGGCUAGAACCAAAGGAAUCCUAGAGUUGAACAAAGUGCAGCUGCUCUACGAACAAAUAGGACCAGAGGCAGACCCUGACUUGGCCCCAGCCACUCCUCAACUCCAGGACCUUGGUGGCAGUUGCCCUCAGGAGGAAGUUCAGCAGCAGAAAACGGUCCCCGCUGUGCCCAACAGUGUGCGUCCUCAGCUUUCGCCACGGCAGAGCCUAGAAGCCCAGUAUCUCCAGCAUAGACUCCAGAAGCCCAGCCUUCUGUCAAAAGCCCAGAACACCUGUCAGCUUUAUUGUAAAGAACCACCACGGAGCCUUGAGCAGCAACUGCAGGAACACAGACUCCAACAGAAGCGCCUCUUCCUGCAGAAGCAGUCUCAGCUGCAGGCGUACUUCAAUCAGAUGCAGAUCGCCGAGAGCUCAUACCCGCCGGGCCAGCAGCUGGCCCUGCCCCGCCAGGAGCCGCCCGCGCCAUCCUCGCCACCACCCCCCCCUUUCAGCCUGGCCCAGUCCCUGAGCCCUGUCCUGGAGCCUACCACCGCCGAGCAGAUGCAGUACAGCCCCUUCCUUGGCCCCUUCCGAGAGCUGCAGCUGCAGCCCCUGCCUCCGGCCCCUGGCCCCCGAGCCCCUCCACUGCCGCCACCGCCCCCACCACCGCCCCCUCCCCAGCAGGCAGGGGCCACCCCGGCACCCCUCCCAUUCUCCUACCAGACUUGUGAGCUGUCUGGGGCAGCAUCCCCUGAGCCAGACUACCCACCUCCCUGCCAGUACCCAAUGGACGGAACCCAACAGGGCAGCCUGGCCACACCGGACUGUCCACAGCGGAGCUCAGGACUGCAGGAGGCCACCUCCAGCUAUGACCCACUCACCCUCUCCGAGUUCCCUGGACUCUUUGAUUGUGAGAUGCUGGAGGCUGUGGACCCACAGCAUGGCGGCUACGUCCUGGUGAAUUAGCGUCGGCACUGGAGUGAGGCAGGUCAAGUGAAGGAAGAAUGGGGAUUUCUAUUUUUAUUCCAGCCUUUUAAAUUUAAAGCUUAUCUUCCUGCCCUCUCCUAAAUGGAGAAAAAUUAAGUUGCCCGACUGGAAUCCAAGGGCCUGGCCAGGCACAUGUCCCUUUCUCCCGGCUCUGUCCACCAGUCUUCUGGGGCAAGUGCUGGAGCAUCAUGGUCGCCGAGGCUCCUGCCCAAACGUCAAGUGGAGCAGGCUCUCACAGGAGGUGGACAGAGCUUUCCACAAGGAGACACCCAGACAUAGGUUUUCUGUAGAACUACACCAAUUCAUUAUUGAGGGAAGCCUCGAUGGAAGCAAAAGAACCAUGUGCUGUUAGAGAUGGGCAAAACAUAGAAACACACUAUAUUUUUCACUGAGGCCAAGCAACAGCACAUUCUGUUAGGCAAGUCAAGAAUAUGUAAUGGAAUCUGAUGCACAGGAAAUAAAGGAAAAUUGUGCUUGGUCACUGAAUCCUAAGUUUGAAGCUGCUGCUGCAGGUUGUCCCCAAGACCACUGCAGAGAAGUGGAACGUGAGCUGUUUCAGGGGCCACUGAGUGACAGCUGGCACUGACCCCUGAGACUGGCAGACAUCUCCACCUGGGAGCAGUGACACCGCCCCCCCCCUCUUCUGCAGGGUCCCUUAGGGCUUCAGCAUCGUCCCCUUUAGAACCACGAGGAGCCCCCGGGAGGGCAGCCCUGGGCCAGGGAAGACGGGCUCUUCCUGCGGAGUCUCCUGCACAGACUGCUGGUCUGGGGCCGCCAGGCUGUAGAGGACCUCGAGUCUCUUUUAAAAUGUUGUAACUACUUUGACUUUACACUCUGUGUUGCUAGUAGUUCAUUGAGCUUUGUAUAUUUGGACAGUUUCGUAUAGGGCUUAGAAAUUUCAAGGACAAGAACAUGAACUUCGAUCUCCCAUGUGAAGUGGUAGUGCUGUGCCUUUUCCCCCAGAUCAUGCUUUAAUUCUUUCUUUUCUGUAGAACCAACAGUUUUCAUUUAUGUCAAUGCUAAAUCCAAAGUCACUUCGGAGUUUGUUUUCCACCAUGUGGGAAUCGCAUUCUUAAUUUCCUUAAAAGUUUUGACUUGCAACGAAACAUUCAAGUAUUACAGCAAUAUUUAAAACCACAAAUGUGUUAACCAUCUAGCAGAUCAUCUGCCAAACACGUUCAAUGACUAGUGAAACGUAACCUUAACCCUUACAGAUUUCUCAUGGGACUAAGUGAGAGCUAGAUGCAACAGCUCAUCAAUCAUAUACCUAGAAGUAACAAGGAACCCGUCGCUUGGACGGCAGCACCCCAGUGUUAGAAACCCAGUGUUACUAACCCAAGACGGUCAUUUCUGUCCUGUAGAAUGGCCUGUCCUAUCAGCAGGUGAACGCGUAAGCACAAAGCAUCACAAAGCACAAAGGAGAGAGACACUACGUUGAUGCUGCAUCUAGACACACCUUUAAGUCGCCUUUCCUGGUUGUAGUAGGUGUCCAGGCAAGUGGGGAGACAUGCGCACAGCCCUCCAGUGUCGGUGCCUGGAACAGCCCCCCAGCGCUGGGGUGAGCGUCUGGGCAUUAGUGAGAGGGGGUGCUGUGGAGGACUGUCGUUUCUGUGAUUUUACAACUCCUGAAAAUGUAGGAAUGAAUUCUGUUCCCUCCUUGAAUUGUUUAUUCCUCAUGCUUAGGAUUGAUGACUUCGUGAAAUAGAGAACAUCAUUUCAUUCAUGCGAUCCUUUCAUUAAGAUCUCUAAUCUGUUUUCAGUCUUUGCAAAAUAAGCCAGUUAUGAAAUAGGGCUUGAUUUGUUUAGACUAAAGGAUAUUUUUCCAAAAUAUACUACAGAAGCGCUGUAAUGUUUAUGAAAUUAAAAUGCCUUCCAGCCUGAAAAUGGGACGGCAGGAGUGGCACUGGCAGGUUGACACAGAUGCCUGCUUCCCUCCCUCCUCCCAGGCCCCGAGCACCCCCCCCCCCAGCCCAAGAACCCUGGGAGUGGUGACAGAGACUGGUAAGGCGGGGGGCGGUGGGGAAUGGGGGUGCAGAGGAGAGGCUGGUGGAGGUCAGAGGGCCCAGAGCCAGCUGCAGGGACACUCCCCGGCAGUGACCAGGUCUGGGAGGCCCUCCCCGGGGGAAGAGCACGAGCCGCCCUGCCGGACCCCAUGUCGUAAGCUAUUUGCUUUUCUCAUUAUUUCAAGCAGAAAUCAGUAAAUUCCGUAACGAUCCGUCUUUACUGAAAUGUAAGCUGCUGAGAGGCAACUGGUGACAGUCGAUCAAGUGUUUUCCCAGCCCUGUGGGAUCGCCUCCAGCGCUCUGUCCCCUAACCAGUGACCUCGGGACGCUUCCAAGUGGCUUCCACACACACUCAAACACUAAGAAGGCUUCGUACCACUCUUUUUAUGAGAGGCUACUUUGAAAUAAGGACUUUCUUUCCAGUUUGUUUCAUGUUAGCAGUGUGUACACUACUGUAUAGUAAUCAUUAGCUUUAUUAUCUUGUAAACCAGGCUCCUCUGAAGAGACUUUGGUGAGAUGAACGUGAGGUAAAAAUUUCAUUCGGCAAAAAGUGCAAUAUGUGUGGUACUUUAUUUUUUAUGGUCUUUUUUUAAUCCAGGGGUAUUAGUCUCUGCUUUGGGAAAAAUGCACUAAUUCUGCAAUUUCCAGUUGGGCAAGUGUGUCUCAGUAUUUACAUGCAACUGAUAGGCUGGUCCCUGUAAGGCAAAUAGAAUGUGUUAACAGCAGAAAGGUGUGUGUUCUGUUUUCAAGCCCCUGGGGAGCUACCUGACCCUGCACCUGACCCUGCACCGCCCUCCCAGUACCUCAGGAACAGAGAAGGGGGCAGAAGGUUCUCUACAGCUUCCCCUCUCCACUACCCUCUUAAAGACAAACAACUGGGGCCCACAGGAGAGGACGAGGGCAUGGCGCUGAGGGCUGCUGCUUCCAUACGAACAAAACCCCUUCCCUCCUGUAUCAGACUUUGCCUCCUCGGAAAGAGAAAGCUGCCUCGGAAAUAAAGACCUGCUGGGCGCAGCCCUCACAGCGCGCUGCUGGCACCACCGGGAGCAGCGAUGGAAUCCCUGCGCAGGGGGCUUACCUUGGCCGCAUCUGUACCCCUGAACCGGGCCGCCCCUACUGCCUCCUCGGGAGCCACCCGAGCCGCUCGCUCUCUGUGUGCCUAGACAUCAAAGGGACAAACUGGAGAACAGGUAGUGAGUUGGAGUCAUUGCAUAGGCAGGGGUCUGUGGUUGCUGUGCUGCUUCAGGACAUUUUUACAGAACUUCUCUUCAGAGUGGUGUGUGUGGAAGACAAGAGCAGUAGCCUCUGCCUCUGUUUCAACACUGGACAAAGACUCUUUAAACGUAUGUGUCCCACCUGCCCAGGAGCCCCAGGGGGGGUCACUGAUCACAGAGUGCCCCCCCACUCGGCCUGUGGUCCCAGGAGGUGGUAGGGUAAGCUCAGGUGGGUGUCCUGCCCGCAUCCCCUCUGGGACAGCAGCUUCAGGGUCACAGCCCCCUGCAGGGGAGGGGGGCAGCUGACAGCUCUGCCCCAAGUCAGCCUGCCCGUCUGCGAGGAACAACAACUCCUAGCUGGACCUUAAUUCACCAAACAAUUCCCAGGGAAUCUCUUCUAAGCCUCACGACAAUUCUGUGAAAUUAGCAGGACGCAUACAGUCCUCACUUUUCACAGUUGAGGACACCAGAGCUCGGGAAGUUCCGGUGAACUGCCAGGCCCGUGGGGGAGCCAGGACCAGCUCUGGGGCUUCCUGGCUUCUCCCUGGGCACUCCCUCCCCUCCUCAGUAGCACCUGACUCUUCACAGCCAACAGCUGUGUCAACAAAGCCCCCAUCUUAGUUAAGCACGGGGGUGGCAGUGGCUGUGACCCUGUCCCCACAAGCGUCUUCUCCCCUGGGCAGCUACCCCCAGGCGGCUGUGUGGGAGCAGCCUUAAGAGACACAGGCCCCACACACCGCCCUCCUUCCAGGGUCCAGUUAACUACAUAAGUUUAGGCUCACAUCAAAGACGUCUAGUUUCUCCUAGUCACACAACCUACCAAUUUCCUAGAGCAUAUGGUGGAAGGACACACACACCCUUCCCUGAUUGCAAGGGGGCCGAAAUGCAGGGCUCUGGCUCAGCACUGCAGCCCCACAGACCCAGCCCCACAGAAGGAGGCCCUCGGAGAAGAAUCGGGAAAGCGGCCUGGCCUGCAGGAGGGGUGUGCCAUCAAGGUCCAUCAAAUAGGAGAUUAGACACUUUUAGGGAUGAAACAAUUAAUACGCUUUGAAUACUUUGUCUUCUCAGAGGCACAGUGGGUGGGUAGAGGGGCGCUGUAAAAAUAGAAAUACAAAAGAGCAUCCUGGAAAAAGAAGGGCACAGACUGGAAUUCUGUCCCGAGCGAGGAGAGCGAACUCAGACCCACCGCUGGCUGUGCGGGGCCUAUCUGGUGCAAGAUCUGCUCAGUCCAGGAAAUCCAAGGAGAGGUGCCUUCCCACUACUCGUGGUGAAAGAAACCUGCCUCCACCAAAAUCUCUGGAGGGAAAAGCAGCAGAAAAGGUUUGCUUCUCUUGGGGACUGCGAUUUAAGAAAUAAAAGUGAUCAAGAUAUUUGCACUUUGUAGAAAGGGCAAGAUUCUUUGCUUAUUUCUGAAAGGGGGAGAGUGGUCUUUGCUGGAUGUUUGGUUUGUGAAAAGAGUUACUUUUGAUAAAAAUCUGUAGUUAUUUUUUUCUGUGUUUUUUAAAUUACUAAGAGAAAUUGGUGAGUUCAAUAGCUUUGGUAUUUUGAGUGCAAAUCAUAAUAGUUCCAAUGUGGAAAAAAAUCAAAAUGGACCCUGUCCCUCAAUGUUAGGAAAUUGCCUAAAAUGCAGUUUAAUAAAUGAUCUUUGUUAUCAAAUGGUAAUUUACACGGGGUAAUGUUCUGCGAGGAAAAUGUACUGUUUUUAUGUUUCCAACCUAAAAUUGAAUUAAAAUAAAAACAACUUGUUUUCUAAGA
Molecule: messenger RNA, 7851 nt
Organism: Nyctereutes procyonoides (raccoon dog)
Lineage: Eukaryota; Metazoa; Chordata; Mammalia; Carnivora; Canidae
Gene: SIK2
Product: salt inducible kinase 2
Exons: 16
Coding region: 102-2858 (918 amino acids)
Biological process (GO): intracellular signal transduction; protein phosphorylation; microtubule cytoskeleton organization
Cellular component (GO): cytoplasm
Molecular function (GO): protein serine/threonine kinase activity; ATP binding; tau-protein kinase activity
Source: RefSeq, a predicted model, not a curated record